Plenodomus lingam JN3 is the source of this 3939-nucleotide messenger RNA. The record is from RefSeq and is a predicted model, not a curated record. Lineage: Eukaryota; Fungi; Ascomycota; Dothideomycetes; Pleosporales; Leptosphaeriaceae.
AUGGGUGUCACCGGCCUCUGGACCGUCCUGCAGCCUUGCGCGCGCCCCAUCAAGAUCGAAACGCUGAACAAGAAGCGGCUUGCUGUGGAUGCUUCCAUCUGGAUCUACCAGUUCCUCAAGGCCGUGCGCGACAAGGAAGGCAAUGCGCUGCGAAACAGCCAUAUCGUUGGCUUCUUCCGCCGAAUAUGCAAGCUCCUCUUCAUCGGCAUCAAGCCUGUCUUUGUAUUCGACGGUGGCGCUCCGGCGCUGAAGCGACAGACGAUCCAACAUCGCAAGUCGAGGCGCGAGGGUAGGCGCGAGGAUGCAGUUAGGACAGCGGGGAAGUUGUUGGCGAUUCAGAUGCAGCGUGUGGCCGAGGAGGAGGAGAAGAAACGGAAGGAGGCGGCGAAGCGCUCACGGGAUGGGGAACCACAGCAUCAAGCCCAAGAAGAGGAGAUCCCGGACGACUUGGUAUACGCUGAGGAAUUGCUGCAAACAAAGGAAGAGCGUGUGGAGAAGCGCGCGACCACAUUCAAGAGGAAAGACCAAUACCAUCUGCCUGAUCUGGGAAGGUCCAUGUCGGAAAUGGGCGCAGCGAACGAUCCUCGGGUCAUGUCCUUGGAGGAGCUGGAGGAAUACGCACGCCAUUUUGAUCGUGGCGAAGACAUCAACGUCUACGACUUCUCCAAGAUCGACUUUGACGGCCCCUUCUUUCAAAGUUUGCCUCCCGCCGAUCGAUACAACAUCUUGAAUGCGGCUAGGCUGAGGAGUCGGCUGAGAAUGGGGCAUUCCAAGGAGCAGCUUGAUGCCAUGUUUCCGGACAGAAUGGCUUUCUCCAAAUUCCAGAUUGAACGUGUGCGUGAGCGAAAUGAUCUUACUCAACGCUUGAUGAACCUCAAUGGCAUGAAUGACAAUGCGUUUGGUUCUGGAACCUCUAAUCGAGUCGCAGGAGAGCGAGAUAGGGAGUACGUGCUUGUCAAAAAUGAUGGCGUCGAAGGUGGCUGGGCCUUGGGUGUCGUGCAAAAAGACGAGGGCACUGAGCAGAAGCCCAUCGUUGUUGAUAUGCCCAAGCCCCCUCCUGAGGAAGAGUGGGAAGAUGAGGAUGACUUUGAAGACGUACCGAUUGAAGGACUAAACCGGUUACCGAAGCCACCUCCUGGUAUGAGCGCAAAAGAGAGAGAGGGUCGCGAGUUCAUUGCCAACGAAUUAGCGACGCGGCGUCGACGCUUCUACAACUCCAGAAAAGACAGCCCAGCAGCACACCCUAGACAACGGAAAUCAUCGCCUGUGAAUAAAGACCCAGAUUCACUUUUCCUUGCUGAGGACAACGAGGAGCAAGAUUGGGAGAACGUGCCCAUCGAUGGUGGUGACGAUUUGUUCGAAGAUGGAGGUGAUGGCAUAGAGACCGAACAGCUACAACAAGCCAUUGCUCUCUCAAUGCAAACAGAAACUCGCGAGGAACAAGACGCAUUGGAGAUUGCAGACGAUGAUGUCGUUCGUGAGGUAUAUCAGCAAAAGCGUGCUACAGAGUCAAACCCCUUUGCAGGCAAGCACAGGCCCAAAGGGCUUGCCGCAGUCGCAAAAAUGGCAAACCAGCAUAGUCACAAAGCUGCGCCAAAGGGCCCAUUCGAAGGGAGCGAUAGUGAGGACGACAUGGACCUCCAAGCAGCGUUAGCGGAGUCACGCAAGUCCAAGCGGCCUAUCAACCCACGGCAGCCAUCACUCAAACCUCAGUCCCAGGCGCAUGUCCCAGCUGCUAAACCCGCACCAAAGUCCAGGAAUGCACCAGGAUUUGACGGACCUUUGCCAUUUGAGAAACUCAAUCUCGGCAACUCUCUGCUUGGCAAGAAGAAGAUGGAGCAGCUUGAAGCCGAUACGGCCGGUGGUUUCGAGAGGGACCUUGGUGCAGACAGAGACAAAGCAGCGCCGUUGCCUCCGUGGUUCAAAGGAGAGCGAGACAUUGCGGCAGAAUUGACAACGACACGGCAGGAAGAGAAGGAGGUUUGGGAGGAGGCGAAGGAAGAAGAGAAAUCACGCUUCCAAUUUCAAAAACUACCACGCCUGCGCAAAGAAGAAACUAGAGAGAUUAUUGAUCUGGAUGCACCGGCUAGUCAAAGUCAGCAGCAGGUUAAUCCAGUGGAUGACGAGGAAGAUGAUGAUGAGCCAAUGGAAGAUGUGUUGGUUCAAAAAGAAUUGAACAUGGGCGAUCUUGCCGAUAAAGUAAGAGCUGAGCCCCCGAAACCACUGUCUCCUGGCCAGAGAUUGCCACCGCCUCAGGAACCAGUCCCGGCAACUAAAACGCCUUUUGCACAGGAUUCAGAAGAGGAUGAGGCAGUGGACUGGUCAGAGAGUGAGCCUGAGGAAGAGAGGAGGGUACAGAAAAACCAGAAGCUUGCAAAUAAGACUACUCCUCCCAUCCGAGAACCUUCAGAGUCUCCAUCUGAAGAGUUCGAGGAUGUGCCCAUGCAAGGUGAACCUGCUUCUCAUCCCGUCCCUUCGACAUCACUGUCAGUAGAGUAUGAAGACGUGUCAAUGGAAAUUACAAACGCUCCUCUAUCAAAACCGUCAAAAUCACCAUCACCAGAAUUCGAAGACGUUCCAAUACGACCCGCUCGACCCCGCCGACCCCGUCGAGAAUCGUCCCCUGCCAAAAUGGAAGGUCCAGACGACCUCCUCGUUCCCAUCGUUCCCCACGAUGCCAUCCCAGACUCCUUAAUUCCUCCAGACCUCCCUGCCAACGAUUCCGAUCAAUACUCCGACCCAGAGGACGAAGAGCUCUUCGCCUCCCUGGCCCAAGAAGCCUCAGAGCACGCCCGCUUUGCCCAAGAGUUAAACGCCAACACGGCUGUGAGCGUCGACUUUGACAAAGAACUCAAGCAGCUCCGCGCCCAACAAAAGAAGGACCGCAGAGACGCAGAUGAAGUCACGCAAACCAUGAUAACAGAGUGCCAGCACCUCCUCACAUUAUUUGGCCUACCCUACAUCACCGCGCCUAUGGAAGCCGAAGCACAAUGCGCCGAACUCGUUUCCCUGGGACUCGUCGACGGCAUCGUAACAGACGACUCGGACACCUUUCUCUUCGGUGGCACCCGCGUCUACAAAAACAUGUUCAACGCCGCCAAAUUCGUAGAAUGCUACCUCGCCUCCGACCUCGCCUCCGAAUUCUCCCUCACACGCGACAAACUCAUCGCCAUUGCCCAACUCCUCGGCUCAGACUACACGCCCGGUAUCCCGGGCAUCGGCCCCGUCACCGCCCUCGAAAUCCUCUCCGAAUUCCCAGACCUCGAGCAGUUCAAGCAGUGGUGGACGGGCGUGCAAGAUGGCUCUAUUCCCAAGGCUGCAGACGCUACCUCUCCUUUUCGCAAACGCUUCCGCAAAAAUCAGGCCACGAAGCUUUUUCUCCCCCCAACCUUUCCCGAUCCCAGGGUAGCGGACGCAUAUCUGCAUCCCGAGGUCGAUUCCGACCCGCAGCCGUUUGAAUGGGGUGUACCGGACCUCGCGGCCCUGAGGGCUUUUUUGCAGAGCCAGAUUGGCUGGUCCUGGGAACGCACUGAUGAGGUGCUUGUCCCUGUGAUUCGCGAUAUGAAUCGCAGAGAGAAGGAGGGUACGCAGGCGAAUAUCACGAGGGUUCGGGGACAGGCAGCGGAGAGUGCGGUGGGGGGGAGGACGAGGGGGAAGGGGGCGUCUGGGAAGAGGCUAGGGGCUGCGUUGGAGAGGUUGGCGGAGAGGGAGGGGGCAAGGAGUGCAGUGGAUGGACGGGGGGAGAGCGAGGAGCAGGAAGCAGAAAAAGGUGUUGAUGAUAUUGAGACUGCAACUGUGGAUGCAGUGCCCACAAAGAGAAAAGUCGGUCAAACACAGACUUCGCUCGCCGAAGACGAUUUCGACACCCCAGACGAUGACCAAGACGACGAGUAUCAAGUCCCGAGGAAGAAGAAGACUAGGAAGUCUUGUAAGAAAUAG